Messenger RNA from Suillus subalutaceus, 294 nucleotides. RefSeq lists its product as uncharacterized. The transcript has 3 exons. The record is from RefSeq and is a predicted model, not a curated record. Lineage: Eukaryota; Fungi; Basidiomycota; Agaricomycetes; Boletales; Suillaceae. The annotation marks the transcript as partial.
GACCCGCAACUUCCUCUUGCAUUCUGUUUACCCUCCACCGAAUCCGUAUCUCGUCAGCACAUGAUCGUGACUUCUCCCAAUUCCGUAAGUGCGUUUCUUCCCGUCCUAAACUGUGAUAUUCGUCCAAUUGGGUACAUGGACGUUGUUGCUCUGAGACAAAAGUGGGAAGCAGGCACUGCAUCACCAAACGACUCCAUCAGUAAAUACAUGACUAAGUUCAAUCAUAGCGCGUCUCAGCAUUACAUCCUCAUAACUCCCUUGAUGCCCCUUGCGCAACUGGCAGAGUUUUUCCGG